ACGCAGUCGGGAAAGCACGAGAUUCCCCCGCAUUUUCCCCACUAUAAAAGCCUUGGACAGUGAUUUCAAUCACAUCUGCAAACAGUGACUGGCGAUGGCGGACGAAAGAGAAGCGCUGCUGAAUCUCGGCAAGCGCAAAGCGAUGGAGCGGUCGGUGUCGCACGCACAGGACGAACUCAAGGCGUUUCGUACGUGGCUGAAAGGACUGUGCGUCGAUCAGUCCAAUCCGUGGACUACCUGCCUCUCGUGGCUUGUUUUUGUACUGCUCACGAUUGUUGUCCCCUCGCUCUCGCAUUUCGUGCUCGCCUGCAGCGAUUGUGAUAGCCUUCACAACAGACCGUACGACGCCGUUGCGCAGCUGUCCCUCAGCAGUGUCGCCACGCUGUCGUUCCUGUGUUUGUCUGGAUUUGUUAGCAAGUAUGGACUUCGGAGGUUUCUGUUUUUCGAUAAGCUCUGUCACGAGAGCGAAACCGUCAGGAAUGGCUACACGAAGCAAUUCAAUAGAUCAUUGAAGCUCUUAUUCAUCUUCGUGCUCCCCUGCUUCGCCGCUGAGAGCGUGUACAAAAUCUGGUGGUAUAUCUCCGGUGGAACGCGAAUACCGUUCCUUGGAAAUGUGAUCGUUAGCAACACUGUGGCGUGCGCUCUGGAGCUGUGCUCUUGGUUUUAUCGGACGAUGGUGUUUUUCCUGGUAUGCAUUCUUUUUCGCCUGAUCUGUUGCCUGCAGAUUCUCCGCCUACAGGAUUUUGCGGAGGUGUUCGAGAUCGAUUCGGACGUUGAGUCGGUUUUGCGAGAACAUUUGAGGAUUAGAAGGCAUCUUCGGAUAAUCAGCCAUAGGUACAGAACGUUCAUACUGUGGGCGCUGAUAUUCAUCACCGCCAGUCAGUUUGCUUCUUUGCUCAUGACCACGCGAACUAGCGCAGAUGUUGAUAUAUACCACACUGGAGAACUGGCGGUCUGCUCCGUCAGCCUUCUAGCUGGUCUGCUGAUUCUACUCCGUAGUGCGACCAAAAUCACGCAUAAAGCAUUGGCCGUGACAUGCCUUGCAGCAAAGUGGCACGUCUGUGCCACAAUAGACUCAUUUGACAUACCAGAAACCACAGGGACGCCAGGUGCGGGGCACCAGAUGCUCCGGCAUGAACCACCACCUUUCAGCGAUCAUGGAUCAUCUGAUGAGUUGGAUGAUGUUGGGGAUGAAGAAGACGAACUUGACAACACCAAAUUUGUGCCAUCACAUGUCUACAGUACAAUCUCAUUUCAGAAAAGACAAGCUCUGGUGACAUACUUUGAGAACAACAGAGCAGGUAUUACAGUGUAUGGGUUCAUGCUGGACAGGACUUCUCUGCAUACAAUAUUUGGGAUAGAGCUGUCCUUGGUGCUGUGGCUGUUGGGGAAGACGGUUGGCAUUUCUUGAAUUCAAAGCUGUGUUGUGCUUGAGGAAAUUAAGGGUAUGUUAAUAAUUUAUUUUGCUUUAAUUAGUAAGAUAUUGUCUUCGCCUCUCUCUCUUUUUUCUUUUUCUUUUUUUACCUACCUAUUCCCUUCUAAUUAAAAAUGAGUGCUCGGUGUCCUCCAUUUAUUUAUUAAGUUUUCCAAGGUUAAUUCAUUUGGCAUUAUUUAAAGAUGUUUUGCAUGUUAGUGAGUUAUGGUUUUUUCUAUUUCUCCAGUGGAACUAUGUUCCUACUUUUUGUGUCAUCACUCGUUCUUCCUCCAUAUAUACCUUCGCAUCUAAUGAUUUAACAUGUAGUAUAUAUGAACGAUGACACUAUAACAAUUAACACGUGCACAUU
Molecule: messenger RNA, 1784 nt
Organism: Andrographis paniculata
Lineage: Eukaryota; Viridiplantae; Streptophyta; Magnoliopsida; Lamiales; Acanthaceae
Exons: 4
Coding region: 95-1411 (438 amino acids)
Source: RefSeq, a predicted model, not a curated record